AGGCUUUGUUUACUCUUGAUAAUCAACAAAGCAUGCUAGUCACUACACCCUGUCUCCUGCCUCCAUCACUUUCACCUCUUUUCUUUAACCCAAUCAGAUGAGAAGAUACUAGACAAAAACGAAUGAAGGCAGAACACCUAGCAGCCAUGGUCACACCAAUAGCCCGCACUAGCCACGUGUCCGAAGACCGAGAGCUUUGCACAAGCCAGCAAUGCGCCGAUGACCACUGGUGUUCGAACACGGGGUGUGCAACGAGAUGUCCUGGGGUAUUUAAUUUGCAAGAGAUAUUCGGCCCUGAAACAACAGAGAUCCGACUUCGAGUGCAACUGGCACUACACCAACACCCGAAAAUGAAUGGAGUUAGUUUGACACUCAACCAGACCAAUUGAAAGAGGACUCGGC
Molecule: messenger RNA, 402 nt
Organism: Heterobasidion irregulare TC 32-1
Lineage: Eukaryota; Fungi; Basidiomycota; Agaricomycetes; Russulales; Bondarzewiaceae
Exons: 3
Coding region: 147-389 (80 amino acids)
Source: RefSeq, a predicted model, not a curated record